Molecule: messenger RNA, 3294 nt
Organism: Sycon ciliatum
Lineage: Eukaryota; Metazoa; Porifera; Calcarea; Leucosolenida; Sycettidae
Product: 5'-nucleotidase domain-containing protein 3-like
Exons: 16
Coding region: 315-1871 (518 amino acids)
Molecular function (GO): 5'-nucleotidase activity
Source: RefSeq, a predicted model, not a curated record
CACUGGUGAAGCCGAAGCUUUCAAAGGACUGCACUACCGUAGAUUUGUCGUGCACCAAUUAUUUGAAAUAAUACGAGUGCCAACCAUCAUCCAGUGGCUUGGAAGUUGUAUGGAUAAUAUUGCUAUUCAGUUCACUGUAGUGUAGACCACUAUAAUUGGUCACUCUGUGUGUUGUAAUUGCAAACUCGUCCUGGAUUUCGAAUGUCGUAGAAUUAGUUUCUUAGUCACUGUCAUUGAUGAAGAGAAUUGUAGUUUAUUGUUGUAUUGUGGCACGCUAUUGGGAAACGCACAGCUGAGCCAAAGGGAAAGGGAAGAUGGCAUAUGCUCUAUUUUCUCCGUCGCGGCGUUGUCUAGCAUCUCUUCCGUCCUGCUGGCGGCUAUGUGCUGCUGGCAGGCAGUUUGGCCAGGCAUCGAGCAUGGAGGACAUCCAAGAGGACUACAGUGCUUUGAAAAAACGUAUCGCUGUCAUGAGCUCCAGACAGAAGAUACCAGUGGAUGUGUUUGUCAACAAUGAGCUUAAUCUGUCUGAGAUCAAGGUUUAUGGCUUUGACUAUGACUUCACGUUGGCAAGGUACAAUAGAAAUGUCCAACAGGUCAUCUAUGAUGCAUGCAUUGACUACCUCGUCAAGGAAAAGAAGUACCCCGAGGAGAUACGAAAGCUGGAGGCUGACUGGGAUUUUGGCAUCCGUGGACUUCACUUAGACAUUACAAAUGGUCUGCUGCUGAAGAUCGACUGCUUCCGCUACAUCCAGGAAUCUGCAGUAUACAGAGGUCGUCAGCUACUUCCUGUGGAGAAGGUCAAGGAUAUCUAUGGUGGUUUCCAUGUUGCUGACAAGGACAUGAAUAACUUCUAUGGCAAUUCCAGGUCCGUCCGACCAAGAUUCCGCCACCUGAAUGACUUGUUCUCGCUGUCAGAAGUAGCCUUGAUUGUUAACGUAAUGGAGUACUUCAAGGAUCUCAAGUUCUGUGAUCCAUCAUGUAUCGUCGCUGAUAUCAACGAUGCAAUCAAACAAGCACACUCCCGUGGCGUGUUCCAUUCCCAAGUCAUGAAUGAUAUCGGCCGCUUCGUUGACCGAGAUGAUGGUGUGCGAAAGCUGCUCCAGCGACUGAGCAAUGCUGGAAAGGAGCUGGUGGUCAUCACCAACAGCAGCUUCAACUUCAUUAACGAAGGCAUGUCAUACUUUGUUGGUGAGGACUGGCGCAGCUUCUUCCGUGUGGUCAUUGUCGAUGCUCGCAAGCCGCAGUUUCACACUCAGGAAUGGAAACCAUUCAGAGCCUGGGAUGUGUCGGCUGGCUCUCCGUUAUGGAAGCGUGUUGAGUCGUUAGAACCCAACCAUGUCUACCAGGAGGGAAACAUGAAGGAGCUGCUGAAGAUGACUGGGUGGAAGGAGUCUGAGAUUCUGUACUUUGGUGAUGAUGUGUAUGGUGACCUGGCGGACCCGUCUCUUCAUGCCGGCAUUCGAACAGGCUGCAUUGUCCCUGAGCUUGAGCAUGAGGUGGAAGUGAGCAACUCUGAGGAGUUUGUGCGCACGGUGAAGUUCUUGAAUGGUCUCAACCAACUUUUGGAAAGAUUACAGAUGCAUCACAGCAAUGACGGAGCCGGACAGGCUCUCCUCAAGGAGUGGCUUCUUGAACGAGAUGAGAUAAGGGACAAGCUCAAGAGUUCGUUCAACCCUCGCUUUGGCUCAUUGUUCAGGACACACCAAAACCACUCCUACCUGUUCAACCGCCUGGCACGCUUCUCCGACCUGUACACAUCGGACCUUCGUAACCUCAUGCACUACACCACUGACCAUGUGUUCUACCCACGCCGUGCUGCUUUGCCACACGAGGCCCAGCAGCGCUUGCCCCUGCCGCCGUUCAUGGAGUAGACACACGCGUGCAGACCUGCCCGUGAUUCUGCUGGGCAGCGCAUCCAUUUUACGCCACACAUGCGGGGUGUGCCCGUGCCGUGGCAAGCUGCCCCCGCAACCGGCGGACACACUCACACGCUAAGUGCAGCGGCGGUGGUGACGAUGCACAGACACUGCUGGGUUGACAAUCACCCGCCUGCAAGCAUUGCUCCGCUGGCCAAGUGCAAUACACUGACGACUGGUUGACAGCGUCUGCGCAUGCACCGGCACCACCAACACCCGCAGACAGUGCUAGUUGCUGUGCACAUUGACCUCUCUGAAGCAGUGUACUGAACAGCUCUGCUGACUUGCACGUGACAAGUGCAGCACACCACACAGAUACAGCACGUGUAUCAUUUUCUGCAUGGUUACAAGUACUUCAUGCACCCUGAGGGUUUCUUGCCGAAUGAAGAUGCGCCUGGACGGCUGCUUCACACAGGUGCUGUGCUCUUGUUGGCCAUGAGCUAACAUGGUGCGCGUUUGGCAUGCAGCUGCUUAUACAUUCCCAGUCUGUGCAUCCAGGAAACAGCUGCCAGUAUUCCCUGCCAAUCCUGUGCAUCUACUUCGAAGUACAAGCUUCACAGGUCAUGGCAGGUUGUCCGAAUUUAGCGGCGAAUUAUCAUCACUUGUAGCAGAACAGCUCUACCGUUUCAAGGGUACUGUUGGCAGUAUAUUUUUCUGCUUUUGCAGCUCUGACUAGUUUCCAAUAGGGCUUGCUGGUUUCUUGCUCCUUUUCUCCAUAGAUUUUCCUAGCCAGUCUGAUGUUGCAUUUAGUUGUGGCUUGUUUUGUGCCUUUGAUCCUAGAGGGUGGUGGCGUUCCCACGGCGGAUGCGGAAAACUCGGCUUCCAGCCGAGUCUCACGCGAACCGUGAAAUUUUUUAUUUUGUUUAUUUUGUACACAUUACUUUUUUUAAAUUGCUGCCUUAGUCGUUUCGUCCUAUUCCCUGUCCGAGCCCGAGUCCAUGAUGGGAAUAGAAGGGAACGAAAACGUUUAGUUCUGACACUUUCGUCACCGUCUUACAGACUGAUUUGACCCGAGCUGAUGCAUUCAAAAAGUGGCGACGCUUCCAACUAUGCUUUCAGCACAGUUUUCUGAAUGCUAUAGUGUGCCUACUUGUGCACUAGCAGCGGUGCGCCAAUAUUAUUGACGCAUUUAUUCUACAAGUAAAAUGCAGCUUUCUGCCAUGCACCUCUACUAUAAAUUUUGUCAUAGUUCAGUGUUUCAGUAUUUUUUUAUCCUGGAUUUCUAUUCCUCUUACAAAUUACUACUCUAGUUUGUUAUGAAUCCAAUAGUUAUGUUUCAAGCACUUUGAGUACAUGUAUGCAUGUAAAACUCGUAACCCUGAGUGGUCGUAGCGGCGUCAAUCAAGAGAAAACAAAUUUAACAAAAUCAUGAACGAAA